CAAUGACACUGGGACCUAUAGCUCUCGGGGUAGCUGUCAUCGCCGCCAGCACACCUGCACUACUCGGCAACUCCCGUAACCCCAUGCCACCUAUGUAACGACCACCAUAGCUUCACCACCGUGACGACGCCCCCAAACCAAUCCAGCCUAUUGCGCGCGAGAAUUCCCACUCGACAUGCCCUCAUCGCCGUAAAACACCCAUCCAUGGCACAAAACCCCUACGCAGGCUUCAAUGCCUCCGCCGACCCGUACACGCAGAGCAGCGACUCCCUCGCCGCCGCAACCCCAAACCCGCCGCGGGAACGCAGCCCGGGUGCAACACCAAGCACAGACGAUUACGACCCGUACGGCGACAGAUACGGUACCCCGCCUCUAGGCACACCACCACCGCAGCAGGCUGCGAAUCGCGAGCAGCAGAGACGCGCGCCGCAGCCGCCGGGGCAGGGGCGCGCGGGGGGGUAUGGUGGGUUCUAUGCGCAGAGUAUUGCUCCGGCGGGCAGCGCUGGGCCGUCGCCUAAGCAGCCGUUGCCGGUGCCGAGGGCGCCGCCGCAGCAGCAGCAGCAGGUGUAUGGGGGGAGGGAUAAUAGGUCGAGAGAGAAUUUGCCGGCGCCGGGGCAGCAGGCGCAGAGGAGACCGUCGGAUGAGUCGAGGGGGUUUAGGAAUGGAGCGUCUGAUGGUGGGAGUAUGAGGCCGCCUGAUGGGCCGGCGGCGAGGGAGUUUAGGAAACCGAGUAUGGGGGAGAGAUCGUACUCGGGUGGUCAGAAUAAUUCGGUUGCGAGGGAUAGAGAGAGAGCUGUUACGAGGGGGGGUGGUGGGAGUGGGACGAGGCAGAUCGAAGAUGUUCUCCAAUAUAUCCAGUCCGAAUGGUCCUUUAUGGCGCAAGACAAAUGUGUACCGGUCCAGGUCGCGCUCCAGCUCAUGGACUCGAGCUCCCUUGGCCGAGCGAACCAAUACAGCGAGUUUCAAGCAACCCAUAAGCAAUUACAACGAGCGCUGAAAGCUAUUGUCAAUGAACACCAUCAGGGUUUCAACAGUUCGAUCGGUACAUUCCACAAAAUCCAAUCAAGCAUACAAUCGUCUCAGACAAGGUUACGGCAACUGAGGGAAUCAUUGUCACAAGCUAAAAGUGGCCUGUCAACUACACGCCCAGAAUUGAAGGGGUUGGCUUCGACUUCACAGGGUUACGAUGAGAUGCUCCAAUGCCUAGCCCAGAUAGAGCAUCUGCGGCUGGUGACAGACAAGCUGGAGGCAAGGAUAUCAGAGAAGCGAUUCUUGACAGCGGUUGAUGUGCUUCAAGAUGCUCUCAGACUACUCAGGAAACCCGAAAUGGACAAUAUUGGUGCCUUGAGCGACCUGCGGGCAUACCUGGCGAACCAAGAGACGAGUUUGACGGACAUCCUGAUCGAGGAGCUGCAUAGCCAUCUAUACUUGAAAUCACCUUACUGUCAAGAUCGAUGGAAGGCCCAUGUUAAGGAGAUCAGCCAAGGCGCCAGCUCGGAAGGCCGUGACGCUUCUGUGCCUGAGUUACCACCGCUAUACCAUUUCCUCGACGAACUUGACACAGAAAACCCUAUGGUGGAAGACCCGACAAGGAACCCCGAGGCCGACAGCUUCUAUUAUAUCCAAUUACUUGUUGAAUCGCUGAAUAAAAUGGAUCGACUAGACGUCGCUGUGAACGCUAUUGAGCAGAGACUACCUGUUGAGCUUUUCAGAGUUGUGGACAAGACCAAUAACGAAGUUGACCGAAGACACCCCAAUGUCUCCCGUGGCACUGGCAAUAAUCAGAAAAACCGAGUUGAUCUUGGUAUUGAGAAUGAUGAUGUCAGGCACGUUGUUAUUAGCGACCUACUGUGGACAUUAUAUGCAAAAUUCGAGUCUAUAGCCGAGGGGCACCGCGUCUUCCACGAUGUUGUCGUGGGAAUAGCGAAGCGCGAGAACAUUCGUGAACCGGAAUCCCUGACGGGUAGUUUUAGAGAGUUGUGGAUGCUUUAUCAAAACGAGAUACGCUCCUUAUUACAUGACUAUCUCGCGACAGAUACCAAUAUCUACCGAAUGAGCCAGUCGAUUAGUCAAGAUGCGGAUGUGUUCAAACGGGGGCAGCGAAAUAAGAGCAAGAAGAUAUUCAGCCUAUCGGAUAUUGAUCCGAAGUCAUCUAUCAUGAAUAUUGAAUUUGAUGACCUGGAGUCUAUCCUGAAGACAUCUGUGCCGGGAUUAGUUUCCGUUUCUAAACGCCCAACGGGCACUACAUCGGACGACAAAGCUCCUAAAACCGAUGGAGCUGCUACUGGGCAUAAAUUACUGAUUGACCCGAGCGUUUUCAAUAUGGGUGCCCUCUUACCGCCGUCUUUGGCCUUCCUGCAAAGACUUAAAGACAUUGUGCCUCCGGCGCCAGAAAUCAAGACGAAGUCGUUGACAUCGUUCCUUGACGAUUUCCUCGUCAACGUGUUCCUUCCUCAACUUGACGAGACAUUGGUGAAGUUCAGUAGCCAAACAUUCGAGGAAGGAGAUGCGUUCCAGGAAGAUCCUAAGUGGGCAGAAGUUGCACGACGGCCUAUCCUCAAGGGGUGCUCAGCAUUCUUUGAUCUCAUCACGGCGUUCUGUCGCAUGCUGGACACCAUUCCGCACGACCAAGCCUUCAGCCAGCUUAUUAUUACGCAGAUGGUCAGUUAUUAUGACAGGUGCUGCGACUGGUACCAAGCGCUGGUGUCGAAAACCCAGGAUUCAGAAUCAUAUGGUCCAUCCCUGAAAGCGUCGGCUGCCAUCGCAAUGGGGCCUGGCGAGAUUCACGAUACCGUCAAGAAGCUUUGGACGGAUGGGGAGGAGAACCGCAGCCUUUUGGACAAAGAGAGUGGUCUUCUAAUAUUGCAAACAAAUGAGAAUCCUCUGGCUGACUCUGAUAUUAUAUUGGAUCGGAAGAUUAUCACAUCUCUUUGUCUGCUAUAUACGAGUAUGAGGUGGCUGGCUAGCAAGAUCAACCAGCUUCGGAAUAUCACGCAUCAUGACGCUGAUUCUUCCCGACGGACAACAAUGCGUGCAUCACAAAGCCGUCGCUGGACUUUACUACAGGCUGCAGGAGGGCCUGGUGAUAAUGGCUCUGUAUACCUACCGAUGACACAAGAGACUGUUGUCGCCUUCGACUCAAUCGUCUCGUCAUACCAAGAUCUCGCCGGCACUGUCCUGUUGAACCUGCACGUUGAGAGCCGAUGCCAGAUUGUGCAGACCCUCGCACUUGCCCUAUCUCCCUCCAACGCACCUUACCUUUUGGAACAAGUCGUCAGCGACCCCGACCCUCGCAUCUUAUCCCUCAAUGCCGAACUUGUCGCCUACGACGAGACGACCAGCCACUACCUCCAUGACAAAGAAAUAAGCUUUCUCCGCAACGGCCUGGCCCUCCUCAUUGACAACUACCUCGUCACCAAUGCUGGCAUGGUACAGCCCAUGAAUGCCAACGGCUGCGGACGCAUGCAGCUUAACAUCCUCGUCCUACAGCAGAACCUCAAAAACAUUGAGCCGGAUUCCAGCCUCACCCGCUCCGCAGACUACUACGACCUCUUCAUGGAGGGCUCCGCCGCUGUGCUGGAGAAGGCCAAGGAGCCAAAGGGCAAGGAUGGAAACCCAGAGUUCACCUACGACGAGCUGAAGACGCUGAUUGAGCUCUGCUUCAGCGAGCAGAUGGCCGACCCGGAGCGAGGAGUUAGCACUGUGGCAAAGCGGAAUAUGGGAGAUCUCCUACUUCAACUCAGCGAGUAUAUGUGGCAGAGCUGAUUUGAUGGGACGUUGGUGUUGGAAUCAUUUUCAGGGGGAAGGCGGGCGUAUGGGAACGGGUCACUUGGAUGGAUACCUUGGCGGAAUGAUUGGGUGGGAUUGUACAGUACAUUAUAUAUAUCCGAUGUGAUAUUUGGCAGGUGAGCUGGGCGUGUAAUAUCUAUUGGAGAGCGGGCUUCAUUCAGGAUACAGUUAAGGACACAAUACCAGGCAGGCGCUUCCUUCCCACCAU
Molecule: messenger RNA, 3997 nt
Organism: Pseudogymnoascus verrucosus
Lineage: Eukaryota; Fungi; Ascomycota; Leotiomycetes; Thelebolales; Thelebolaceae
Exons: 3
Coding region: 205-3765 (1186 amino acids)
Biological process (GO): exocytosis; Golgi to plasma membrane transport
Cellular component (GO): exocyst
Source: RefSeq, a predicted model, not a curated record